Ichthyophthirius multifiliis is the source of this 1438-nucleotide messenger RNA. RefSeq names its product protein kinase domain protein. Gene Ontology annotation, cellular component: nucleus; cytoplasm. The transcript has 10 exons. Gene Ontology annotation, molecular function: MAP kinase activity; ATP binding. The record is from RefSeq and is a predicted model, not a curated record. Gene Ontology annotation, biological process: protein phosphorylation; intracellular signal transduction. NCBI's taxonomy places the organism in Eukaryota, Ciliophora, Oligohymenophorea, Hymenostomatida.
AAUAAACAAUUAAAAAAAAUAAAAAAUUCAAUGGAGUAAAAAGUUCCAUAAGAAAUAAUUGAUUAUUAUUCUCCAUAUCAAAAUUAAAAAUUAAACUUAAAAGUGACAAACGUAUUGAAUGCUUCUAAAUUUGAAAUGGAUGAAAAUUACACGAUUAUAGAUUCAAUUGGAUAGGGAGCUUAUGGAAUCGUGGUUGCAGCAAGAGAUUAAUAAAUAGAAGAUGAAGAGAAUAAUUUAGUAGCAAUUAAAAAAAUAGAAAAGGCUUUUGAGCAUAAAAUAUUUACAAAAAGAACUUUGCGUGAAUUACGGCUUUUGAGGUUACUUAAGCAUGAAAAUAUUAUAGGCAUAAAUACAUUAUUACUUCCUAAAUCAAGAGAAGAAUUUGACGAUAUUUAUGUUGUUUCAGAAUUAAUGGAGACCGAUUUAGCUUCUAUUAUUAAGAGUGAUUAACCUCUUUCUGAUGAACAUUGCUAAUUUUUUCUUUAUUAAAUUUUAAGAGGUUUGAAAUAUAUUCAUUCUGCUAAAGUUGUUCAUAGGGAUUUGAAACCUAGAAAUUUAUUAGUUAAUUCAAAUUGCGAUUUAAAAAUUUGUGAUUUUGGUCUUGCUAGAACAAUAAUCCCAGAUUUAAAAUGUAAAGCUGGAAUGUUAACUGAUUAUGUUGCAACAAGAUGGUAUAGAGCUCCAGAAUUACUAUUAUCAUGGAAAGAUUACGAUGAAAAAGUUGAUGUAUGGUCAGUUGGAUGUAUUUUUGCUGAAUUGUUAAGAAGAAAACCUUUUUUACCUGGAAUUGAUACAAAAAACUAAAUCGAAUUAAUUUUCGAAUAUUUGGGAACUCCAACUGAAUAAGAAAUCAAUAGUAUUCCAAAAGAUAAAUUUAGAAAAAUGGUUAAAUAAAUACCAAAAAGAGUUGGAAAGCCUUUUAAAAAUUUGUUUCCAAAUGCAUCGCAUGAAGCCCUUGAUUUAUUAUAAAAGCUACUUACUUUUGAUUUUAAUAAAAGAAUAUCAGUUGAAGAAGCUUUAUCCCAUCCUUAUUUAGCCGAAUUACAUUUUCCUGAUGACGAACCUGUGUGUGAACCUGUUUCAAGAUUAGAUUUUGAAUUUGAGGAAUAUAAUUUAACUCUUUAAUAAUUAAAAGAUUUGAUUUAUGAAGAAAUUUUAUAUUAUCAUUAUCCUAAAUUUGCUUAAGAGCAAUAUGAGAAGAAAAUAAAAGGAGUUUCAUUAGUAUCUCAUAUUUUAAAUAAUGCAAAUAAAAAUAUUCCUGAUCCUGACUCAAGUGAUGAAUAUAGUGGAUAAUCUGAUGAAGAUGAUGAUGAUAAUUGAAAAUUGUUAAAUUAGAAUAAAAAAUUUUAAAUUUAUUUGUUGUUUUGUAUUGAAAAAUAUAUAAAACUAUAUAUGCGUUCUUUUUUUUUAUUAUUUAUUAUAAAAUAAAUAUAACUUA